CUUUUUUAAUUAAAUAUGGUCAUAAAGAAUUGUAUACAAAUUUUGAAGAAAAGACAAUGAUUAUCAACUUAAUUAUAUCAACUAUCAGGAUAUUUAUUAGAUUAUUUAGCAUUGAUAGUAUGUAUUUUAGUCGUGAAUAUCCUGAAAUGCAUUAUUCUUCUUUACUUCAUAACCCUAUCUUUUUAAAUUUGUUUGCAUCACAGAAUUGGCAAUAUAUUAUUGGACAAAGAAACGACAAAGAUGAUGAUAAAACCCAUUUAUCAUUAAUUCCUGAUUCAAAAUUAAUCAAUAAAAAAAUGAACAAAGAGAUACUUGUGAUUGAAAAAGCAAAAAAAACUUAUGUAGAAGAUCGUAGAAAAUUCAAAACAGAUAAAACAAAAUUAGGGAUUUUACUACAUGACCAAAUUACUUCCAUUUAUAAAGAAUUACUACAAGAAGAAAAAG
Entrophospora candida is the source of this 444-nucleotide messenger RNA. The record is from the annotation of a GenBank genome assembly. NCBI's taxonomy places the organism in Eukaryota, Fungi, Glomeromycota, Glomeromycetes, Entrophosporales, Entrophosporaceae.